Messenger RNA from Mya arenaria, 2524 nucleotides. Its product is annotated as monomeric sarcosine oxidase-like. The record is from RefSeq and is a predicted model, not a curated record. Lineage: Eukaryota; Metazoa; Mollusca; Bivalvia; Myida; Myidae. Bases 101 to 1360 code for a protein of 419 amino acids. Gene Ontology annotation, molecular function: sarcosine oxidase activity; flavin adenine dinucleotide binding. The transcript has 9 exons.
ACAUAGAGCCGGAUAUAUUAUUUACAUAGAUGUUAUAACGUAAACAAAACCAUACAAUUUUAAAAGCAUCUGAAAUAAGGAUCGCAGAAGUUGAUCCAGGAUGCAGGCAGACAUGACCGGACAGCGCCGGAAGUUUGACUACAUAGUGGUGGGACUGGGCGGCAUCGGCAGCGCCGCCCUCUACUGGCUCUCACGGAAAGCUGGAGCGGAUGUUCUUGGGAUAGAACAAUAUGAGCUAGGACACAGUAAUGGCGGAUCGCAGGAUCAUUCCAGAAUCAUUCGGAUGGCUUAUCAUGAUGACAUCUACACGAAGCUGACUCCGGAAACAUAUAAGGCGUGGGACGUCAUCGAGGAGGAGUCUGGGAUCCAGGUGGUGUGGCGGACGGGCGGGCUGCUGCUGGCUAAGAAAGGCGAGUCGGACCAGAUCGCCCGACAGUACGCGGAUGCCAUGGCCGCCAACAAAAUACCGUACCAGUGGCUGUCGGGUACGCAGCUGCACGACCGGUACCCGCAAUUCCAGACUGACGAGAAGUAUGUGGCAGUCUACCAAAAGGAUGGCGGGCUCGUGGAUGCCGCCACCGGAAACGCCGUUCACGUUCAGUUGGCCCGCGGCCGAGGGGCGUCCGUCAUCGAGAACUGUCCCGUACUUCGGUUGACACGAAAUAAGGACGGUUUGAUAAAGGUAACAACACCGAAGGGCGACUUUACAUGCCGCAAGGUGGUUGUGACGUCAGGCGCGUGGAUCAACCACGUGGUGGGCUCAAUCGGUGUCCACAUUCCAGUAUAUGUCACCCAGGAGCAAGUUACGUACCUGGCCACGCCCAAUAUGAAGGAUUACGUCAAAGACAAGUUUCCUAUAUGGAUCUACCACUCCAAGACCCACGAUUUCUACGGAAUGCCGAUCCAUGGGAACACAGGCGCCAAGAUCGGCGUGGACGCUGGAGGCCCAGUGGUUACCCCGGCAACCCGCUCCUUCAUCCCCGAUCCAAAAAGGGAACAAGCCUGUUUAGACUUGCUUAAUGAGAUAUUACCCACGUCUGUUGGUCCAAUUUUGUACAGUAAGACCUGCCUGUACACCAUGCCUCCGGACCGGAACUUUGUCAUCGAUACCUGUAAGAAAACUGGAUUUGAUGACGUCAUAAUAUGUAACGGCGCUGGUCAUGCCUACAAAUUUGCAGGCCUGUUAGGUAAGAUACUGAGCGAGCUAGCGUUGGACGGACGGACAGAUUACGAUAUCCGGCCUUUCACAAUGGAACGCGAGGCUCUCACCGACCCAGACUUCCAGCCCGUGUUUUUCAUGGGCGCCAGCAAGCUCCCUCAGAGCAAGAAGUCGGACGACCUAGAUAAGGCGAAAUUGUAGAAAUCAUGAUCAUUGCCAGCUCAAGAACUCCAGUAACAGUUAUAUUGGUUCUGACCAACCUCGCCUCAAUAUCACAAAUGCAUUCACAUUUUUAACAAACAUAUUUUUUUUAAGUUGUAUUGUGCUUCUUGCAAUAUCCAAUUGUGACGUCACAAACCACGUGGUAUAUCCACACUUUAUAAGGUAAAAUGAGAUGAUACCGAGAUUGAGAUUUGACAUGAUUUGUUUUUGAUGAUAGGGCCAGAUAGCUGAAAACAGACACCACUUUUGUAACCAGAGUUUAAAUGUAAUGUUUAUUGUUACAACUGCAGAACAUGAAAUGAUUACCGUUAAAAGAAACAGACCUUUUCCUAAAUAAUACCCUUUUUCAAAUUCACGAUUUUUGUUUCAACACUUACUACAUAUAAGAUUUUAAUCAGAUUCUGUAUAUUUGAUAGUAGUCUCUUAUAAUUCAAUUUGAGUGGCAAUACUUUUUAUAACCGUUUUAUAUUGGAAAUGUUUUAUGUAGGUAUUGACGAGACUAAAAUAAAAAUUCUCUUAACACACACCAUUUAAAGUAACACCCUUAUUCAAAAUCAUUACAUACACAUGUAUAACAAACAAGAUUGUAACGGUGUAUUUACUAGCUGAAAACGCAAAAAUAUUAGAUGAUUGGUGAAUGCUAAAAGAUUUACUCUGAUAUACUAUCGUUUCAUGAGGUAGAAAUAUCGUAAUAUCUGUACCUCAUUAACAAAUUAAAUUAAACACGGUAUCCUUCAUAAGUACCAUUGUUUUCGACAUUAAUUUAUCCUUUUUGGUAUAUUAAAACAAUUGCAUCGAUUGUGGUAAAUCUUAUUUGGGAGGAAGAGUGCAUCUUUAAGGCAAAUCUACCUAUAGUUAAAGUAACAAAUAGUUCUUGCUGUGUAAUAAUGUGUAAUAACUUGUUGUAGCUGGUUUCCAUAACUUGUUGAUGUUAUCACUGUUUACAAUGCUCUACUCCAUCUUAGAGGAAAGGCUUUUGUAAAUCCAAUAUGUGUACCUAUUUUAAACUAUCUGCUUUUAUUUCCAGAUCACAUGCUCUUUGUUAUGUUAUGUAUGUUUGUUAUUUAUGUCGGAAAAUAGCUCAUUAAGCUUAUGUUUCUUGUUAACACAUACCCGACUUAAAAUAAAGAUUCUUGUAUCUUG